Onthophagus taurus is the source of this 3608-nucleotide messenger RNA. Its product is annotated as coiled-coil domain-containing protein 38. The record is from RefSeq and is a predicted model, not a curated record. NCBI's taxonomy places the organism in Eukaryota, Metazoa, Arthropoda, Insecta, Coleoptera, Scarabaeidae.
CAAAUAUAAUAUAGAUUUAAUGUGGCAUAAAUGCUUUAAUAAUUUUAAUAUCUUUAACAAUUAAAACUUUAAAAACAGAUAUUAAAAGAAUAGUAUCUCAAUCAUUAUAAAACAAAAAGGAAUUUAAAGCAAAUUUAUUUAAGAUUCACCAUUUUGAAUAUCAAUUUUUGAACGCAAACUUGCAUAACCUUAAACAUAACUGUUAGGAUAAUUAAUCUUUCGGUAUCUUAAAAACUAAUUGAAAUAUUGUUAAUAAGCAAUUUAAAGCAAAUUUACCUAGUAUUUACUAAUUUGAAGAUGGUUUUUUCAAAUCUUUAAAUAUCAGAUUUAUGAAUUUUUGAAUUCAACCUUACACAAACAUUAAAGUUAAGGUAAUGUUAUUAGUUUAUUCCAAAAUUUGGAGUAGACAUUUGCGUUUAUUUAAAAAAAUUCUGUAGUCUUAAAAUUAAAAUCGAUUUUUAUGACUCAUCACUUAUUAAAAUCUACAUUUGGUCCUCUUGCAUCAACCACAACAAAACACUUUCAGUUCAAUUCUUAUUGCCUUUCCUCUCGAAAUGUCGCAACGCGCAGAGUGAUCCGACCAGCAUCCAGAUGUUCGCAGACACGACAACUUCCUACGCCCAUCGUCCCUCCCGAAGAAACGAGGCGCGCACACACACAUGGUCGUCACGGUCUCCCCCCAAAAAUCAUGCCCCUGCUUCUUAUAACUCGUACCGUAAAUAACCUCAGGUGUCCCUCUUAAUCCACAUCGCGCCCUCACCUUAAAAAAAUAAAAUCCAAAGAAAAAUAUCUACGUCUUCGUCGUGGGAAGACUUGUAUGCAUUUGUGUGUGAGCAGUGAGUAGCGGUCUAUCUUUGCGAACGACAAUAACUUCGAGCUCUAUAUUUGGCUCGGACUGAAUCGUGUUCGAGAAUUGCAAAAGCAGACAACUCGAGGAAAUGGACCCACAACAAAGCAAUAUCAGUUUUGUUUAUUAAACCAAGUUGGUGUCGUUAAAGAACGUCGAAGUUGAAGUCAUCGUCAUCAUCCGAAGGAAGUUAUAAUGCUUCCACUGUUAUUGUCAAUAACGAGUUAUUUCCGUUUGUUUUGUCUGUUUACUCUUUAGGAGAAGGCGUAAUAAAGUUUUUUUGUUAUAAAAAUGUGUACAUAAAUAUAUUUAAUUUAAAGUUAUAAAAUCUUCGUUUUUUUCUUCGCAACAAUAAAAAGAUUAUUAUAGCAAAUAUAUUGAUUCCAAAAUCUUUUAAGACACGCAGUGCUUUUCCUAUAAUUCGAGAAUAUCCUGUACACUCACAACAUUAUUUUCCUUGAUACCAAGUUUCUAUUCGAUUAAUUCUGGCGCCAGUUGUUGCACUUCCUGUCUACUCAUCAAAGUUCAUUAUAAUAAUUUUAGAGUCAGUACGAUACUUAAUCCUAGGUGUAUUAGAAAAUGACGCGAUCGUUGAUUCUAUUCAUAAAACAAGUCAAUUUAUUUUAAAAGAAGGUUGCUAUCUAAAAAUAAAACCAGAAAAAAAGAAUCACUGAAUAUUCAUCACCCUCCUACUAACGUAUUCAUGUUUUUCACUCAAAAAAAGCCUCCACUACCACAACCGGUCAUGCAAUGUAUCCAUAGAAACACUUGAUCGAUCGAUUUGGUGGUAGUAACAACGACGUCAGCAAGAAAAUUCGUUUGACGUACUCAUUGAAAAGUUCUUUUUUAAUAUUGUGUCUACUGGAAAAAACCUAACAUAAAAUGGAAAAUCUUGAAGUGAUACCCGAAAAAUUUCGGGAGAAAAAAGCGAUGCUUAAGGUAACUUUAGUUGAAAAACCUGAAAGAAAGAAGAUUAAGAUAAAACCGAAACCGGAACCAAAGAUUAGAGCAAAAACGGCUCUUCAAAAAAUUUUCGGUAACAAAAACGUAGUUAAAGAUCAUUACUUUUCACAAGGAACCGGAAUAAACGAUGAUAACCAACGAGAUAUUCUUCACGAACCUUCUCCUUUUGUUUAUCCGGAACCUUUAGAAACAUAUUCUUAUAAAACGAUGGCGAGAGCGUGGAACGAUAAACAAAGAAUAAAAGAAUUGAAAUUAAAGUGUAACGAAAGGAAUAAUUAUACAUCCAGACAAAAUUUGGAUAUGUUAAAUCGGUUAUAUGUUAAAGAACCGGGUACGCAGAGCAUGAAAACAAUUUUGGAUAUAGAUCCGGAUUUUUUUACGAUCGUUGAAGGUCGAACGAUUGGGGAAAAAUGGAAUAUUCGUGAAUACGUACACGACCUACGCGAAUCGUUACGAGCGAGAGUUGUUGCUGGGUAUCGUGAAGAUGAAGUUCUUUUGAUUGAAGAAAAUUUCAUGGAAGAACAAAGAAUUUUAGACGAAAUCAAAGGAAAUUAUCAAAAAUACGUGGAUACUUUCGAAGCGUUUCUUUCACACGACCAUCAAACUUCAAUGGAAUUAAUAAGGCAAGCCGAAAGAGAAACGAACAAGUCUUACGAAAGGUACGAAGCUUUUCGUGAACUGAGUAAAGAUUACGGAGCUUUAAAGGCUGCCGUUUACAAUUUAGAAGAAAAAUGGCGUAAUUGUAAAAUGUAUCAAAAGUUCUUGUACAUGGUUAGUCCUAUGCAUUGGAGGAAAAUUCACGAUUACUAUCAUUUAAAACAAAAUGCUUCUCAUUUAAGUUUGGUCGAAACAGAAAGUUGCGUUUUUGAAAAAUACAGGCAACACACAGGAUGGGAAACCAACACUUUGGAAAAUAUGAUUGAAACGUUUUUAGAAGAUUGCAGAACUCAAACAGAUCCGGUUUUAUAUUUUAAAGAACCAUACGAAUUAUUGAAAGUGUUCAGAUUUAUUGAGUUGCAAAAUUUAAAUUCGUUAUUACAUUCUGAAGAAUUAGCUAUUCCAUUGGAGAAAAUUCGAGAAAGUAUGCAUUUGGCAGAAAAGAAGUAUAAUGAACAAAUAAAUGCAGUACAAGAUAUCAUCGACAGUUUAAGUGGCGAGAUUUUGUGGGAAGAGCAACGUGCGAAAUUCCUUGAAGAACUCGCAAUGGAAUUGAUUAACGGCGAAUUCAGAAAAUUAAUUUCUGACGAAGAAAUCUUAAAUUUGUACGUAUUCGUUGAAGAUGUUUACGAAGCAAGAGUUGCUCCGAACGACGCCAGUUUAGGAGUCAGCGACAUGAUGAAAGCCAUCGAAAUGAAGUAUCGUUACUACAUACUUCAACUCGACCAGCUUCCGGAGGACAAAGUUCGAAAAGCUGAAACCGAGUGUUACCAUGAAGAGGCGAGGGUUAUGAAGAUUGCUAUUGAUGCCUCUAGAAAAGUGGUGCAAGUGGAAAAUAUGUUCAAUAUGUUACAGAGAGUGAUGAGGCCGCCGUUUGAGAAGACUAGAAGACGUUUUCCUUAUAGAACCCCUCCUCUUCAUAAAGCCAAAACAGCUAAGGUAACUAAAAAACAUCAUACUGGUGAUGACAGUGAAUAUUUAGAAUUAUUCACUGAUUACUGUAAAUACACGGAUGAAGUAACAGAUUAUGAAAUAGAUGAAGCUGUGAACAAUUUGGUGAGAAAUUUCGAUAAUGAGGAUGAUUAAUUGACAAAAUUUCUUUUAUUUAAACUUUUUCAAAUUCUUCGAAAAGCAAUUUUUG